CCAGCGAAACAUCGUGAAUUUACCAAACAUCAAUGCCCAGAAGUUAACCAGUUGACUGUAUUGACCUUAACGCGACGAAUAAAAUGGAUUAUGGUGCACCUGAAAGAAAGGGAACGCUUUUUCUGCGUUCAAAUCACAUGAGCUACAACCGAGGCACACUCGUUUCCAACUGGCACCAAAAUAGAGAGGCGGAGCCUAAAGAUUAUGAUGCAACUAUGUGCAAGCCAGGAAAAAUUGAUUUACAUCUGUGUACUUACAGAAGGUUUGGAACAGCAACAGAAGAUGAAUGGGACACCACAACAGCUGGACAUAUGGCUCAAGUUCAACUGAAGAAAGACUAUGAAAUGAAGGAGACUCAUAAGUCAUUAUUAAAUCAAGAGAGUUUUGAAAUGGAAAACUUUAAAAGAGAUACUGGAUGUCCUAAAAGUGGGUUUGGAUCACCAUUACCAGAGCACUCUUUGGAGCAUAACAAAAGGCAUCUGGAAACAACUUACAAGAUGCAUUAUGUUCCUCCUUAUCCUUAUGUGACAUCAUCUCAGACUCCAGAACAACCAGAUCAUCCAGCUUUGUACAGAAAGUGCCAUUCUCAGUUUACUGAUACAGCCGACUACAGAAGACGUGGUAUCAACACAUGGCAGGAUGAGAGUGGCAUUUACGCAAAUAGUGAAAUUAAAAAACAACUACUUUUAAUCAAUAAUCCAAUUCUUCCUUCAGUACAAUGAAUUGCUCUAUAGUACUUUCUUUUUAUAGCAAGUAAUAUGUUAAGAAAUGGUGUACUGAAAUAUGCUUCUGGCUUCCUAGCAAAGAAUGUCUGAAAUAUUUGUCUCUUUCCUUUUUUCAGAUGUAGAACUUUACAUGAUAUGUGCAUGUGCUGUCUCUUUCUCUCUCUCUCACACACACACACACACACACACACACACACACACACACACACACACACACACACACACACACACACACACUGUAAAACAGUGGUUGCCACCUUUCAGUUUCAGUUUGCUGCUUGGAACUUCUGUUAGUAGCUUGAUGGCUGCAAUCUAGUUGUCGUCUGGAACAGGGUUCCCAUUUUGUAUUCCAGCAACUCCUUGCCCUUUCCCCUCCACAGUCCCCCUACAAACAUGAUAAGGUCACCCUUCAGUGAUAAGUUAUUUUCUGAAAUCUCUAACUGUACUUCUCUAACUGGGGCUGUGACAUGGGUGGGAUGAGGGUGUCCCAUUUUUGUGUUGCAGUUUAUAGCAAAGGAGAAGUGGCAUACUAUUAAAAAGUGCUAUUCUGAAGUACUUGAACAGAACUCCCUGACUGGAGCUGUGAUUUUGUGGGGUCCUAACUAGAGAUGUGACAUUUUGCAUUGCACUAAGAAUUAACACACACACACACACACACACACACACACACACACACACACACACACACACACACACACACACACACACACACACACACACAAUGUUAUUAAAUUAGAUCUUAUAGAAUGGUCCUGUGACAAAGCAAAACACAUUUUAAAUACCAGCAGACACUAACAUUUAAUCAUUUAAUCUUGUAUUGCUGCUUGAAAAUAAAAAAAAAAAAGAUGGAACUCCCAUUGUUAGCAAAAGAGCACACUGACAAUGACUGUUCUGAGAUGUCUGAUAGGAGGAGUCUCCGGUGGAGCUGUGACAUCGAAUUGCAUUUUAUAGUAUUGGAAAGGUAAUACAGUAUUUAAACCACAGGACACACACUGUUGGCAUAACUGUGAUAACAGAGUGGAGCUGAAUGUUACUGGAGCAGAACUGUGACAUUGCAUUGCAUUUUAUAGCAACAGACUAUGAACUUGAAGAACUAACACACUGUUAAAAGUAACAUGGGUCACACAGUUAGCAAAACGGUACUGCUGAAAGCUGAUAGUGAUCCCAUUCUAGUAAUUCUAUCAGAUUAUUGAAGUUUCAAAACUUCAAAAGUCAUAUGGUUGGGACCAUAUGAUCGAAGCUUUAAAUGUUUUGAACGGAGAUUGCAGUACAGAGCGGAAUGGGAAAUGUACCCUUUUCUGCAAUGUAGUGCAAUCUCGA
Messenger RNA from Protopterus annectens (West African lungfish), 2045 nucleotides. RefSeq names its product cilia and flagella associated protein 95 (gene CFAP95). Gene Ontology annotation, cellular component: plasma membrane. The transcript is spliced from 6 exons. The record is from RefSeq and is a predicted model, not a curated record. Lineage: Eukaryota; Metazoa; Chordata; Ceratodontiformes; Protopteridae. Bases 84 to 722 code for a protein of 212 amino acids.